AUGGCGAAAGGUCGGAAAUUAACUACCAGCCAAAGCGAGCGUUUCUUAGGGACAUACGGUUACUCUCAGAACCAAGGUUCCACUGCCGCCGAUCCGUCGGAGCUUCGAGAAGAGGAUGUCUGGUCCACCGGCGGUGGUGAUAGCGGUGAACAUGACUUGAAUUUCCCUGAUGAGUGGGAGUCGACAAACGCUGAUACUGUUGUGAGUAACGGCGGAUCGUCGUAUCGUGACCGGGGUCGGAUUACUCAAAACGGCGACGGGAGCCGUCAAUUAGGUGGUCUGUCGCUUGCGUUUGAAGAUCCAGCGGAUAAUAUCUCCGCGACGGUGACGGCGAGGAUCGUGCAUCAGUUCCGUACGCACGAGAGUGUGGCGCCGUCGCCACGUGGACGUCAGAUGGCAACAUCGCUGCCGGUGAACGUGCCGGAUUGGAGUAAGAUACUCCGAGUUGACUCGGUUGAGUCGCUUCACGAUGAUAGUCUCGAUGACGAUGACGAUUUGGGGAUGGUUCCGCCACACGAGUACUUAGCGCGUAGCCGUAAGACGGCGGCGAAAUCGGUUUUUGAGGGUGUGGGUAGAACUUUGAAAGGUCGUGAUUUGAGCCGGGUUCGUGAUGCUGUGUGGAGUCAGACCGGGUUCGAUGGUUGA
Lathyrus sativus (Indian pea) is the source of this 645-nucleotide messenger RNA. NCBI's taxonomy places the organism in Eukaryota, Viridiplantae, Streptophyta, Magnoliopsida, Fabales, Fabaceae. The record is from the annotation of a GenBank genome assembly.